Messenger RNA from Leguminivora glycinivorella, 1259 nucleotides. RefSeq lists its product as uncharacterized. Lineage: Eukaryota; Metazoa; Arthropoda; Insecta; Lepidoptera; Tortricidae. The transcript has 3 exons. Bases 157 to 612 code for a protein of 151 amino acids. The record is from RefSeq and is a predicted model, not a curated record.
UAAAUUGACACUGACAUUCGCCAUAUGUGCGAAAUGUCACAACACAAACGUGUUUUCAAAUAAUUUACAGUUUUUCAACAAUCAUCCCUCCAUGUGAAACAAAUAAUAUGAAGACACGGCGCAGGGAGCAAGCUACACCCGCCCAAACUACAGAACAUGAAACCAUACCUCCGGGCUAACAAAACAUUAAUGGUUCAACAGCUGCGUUCCGCGUCCCGGCUGGGCCGCCUGCGCCUGCUGGCGGGGGAGUUCGCCGCGGACGUGUGUGCCAUGUGGCGCUACGGCGCGCCUUUCCCCACCUUCCUCAAGAUCGUCGGCACUCUUGUCAUGUGCCUGCUCUUCAUGAUGCCCAUCCUCUAUCCCAUCUUCGUGUUUAUGAUCACGUACUUUACGUUUGAGGGACUAUUUCUCAGUUGGUGGCUGGUGCAGCCGUGGCGGUUCACAAUACAUCAAAUCGGACACCGCGUGCUGGGACUGGUGUUCCGGGUGCAACGGGCGCGCGAAGUCUACAAGGUGCGAGAAGUACUCACACGCGCCAUCUUGCUCGCACACUCGCUUGCCACAUCCAUCGACUACUUAUGCGUCAUGCAGGGCCUGCUUGAUGAAGCGUAGGUCGACUAUAACGCUGAUAUGAGCCACUUACUUUUGCUGAUGAGGCGUAAACCGAUCGCACGACUUCCGAAACACGUAGAAAGUGCGCAUGCUCCAGCGCACCAAUCUCUGACGGUGUUCCACGCAAGACUUAAUACUUGGUGCCCCUGAACAAGAAUUAGUAAGUGUUCGUGUGUGCGCGGUUCUCAUCCACGCCAUGCUUGCAGCCUUGCAUGCUCCCUGGCCCCGUCAACAGUUGGCCCUCUCGUUCGAUACCGCCGUGUUACCUGUGCUGCAUGCUGGGACUCCAACCCGCGUCGACCGAAGUAAACACCCGAGAAAUGUGGAAGAUGUGCUUCGUCUUUUGUAACCACUGCUUCUUUGAAAAGUGGAGGAUAAAUAAAGACGGAAACCAUGCAACUAGCCACUAUGAUUAGGAGGAUAAUAGUGAAUAAUCAGGCAAGCAUAUCUACCAUUAAGUUUACCUAAUCCGCUAAACAAGUACUGCACUCAAUUAUAAGCACUGAACAGCAGAAAUAAGGGCAUUUUGGUCAUUCAGUGCCAGUGUGGGAAGAAUUAAAAGGUGGAAUGGGUGAAGCAAAAUAUUUAAAAAGUGUAAUGGUAUUUUUUGAUUGUUUACUAUUUAUUCUAAAUAAAGGUAAGGUUGA